CGUAUUCAUUCCGGUUCAUUCCACGAAACCUGACAUUUCCUUUUUGUACACAGUAGCUAGCAACCGUGCACAGACUGUGCGAUACGUCUCUCAUUGAAUUACUGAUAUUCUUAUCAUAUCAUUGUAGUGGUAGCUGCUAUUUAAAGAUGAAUACGGUUCUUUCGCGAGCUAACUCUUUGUUUGCCUUCUCCCUGAGCGUCAUGGCGGCCUUAACUUUUGGCUGUUUCGUCACGACAGCGUUCAAAGACAGAAGGGUUCCUGUGGACAUCCACGUCUCUAAAGUCAUGCUGAAGAACGUUGAUGAUUUCACAGGACCCAGAGAGCGCAGUGAUCUGGGCUUCCUCACCUUUGACCUCUCAUCUGAUUUGCAGCCAAUCUUUGACUGGAACGUUAAACAGCUGUUUCUCUAUCUGUCUGCUGAGUACGCCACAAAGAGCAAUUCUCUGAACCAGGUGGUGCUGUGGGAUAAGAUCGUCCUUCGCGGUGAAAACACCAAACUGAACCUCAGAGAAAUGAAGUCCAAAUACUUUUUCUUUGAUGAUGGAAACGGACUCAGGGCUAAUAAGAACAUCACUCUGACGCUGUCAUGGAACGUUGUUCCCAACGCUGGGAUCCUGCCUCUGGUGGCUGGAAGUGGACAAGUCAGCCUCCCUUUCCCAGAGGCGUACGAGACCACCAAGAGCUAUUAGACGGACAGAAACACAAACUGCACACACACUGGUGUUUCUUCAUAGAUGUAAAUGAACUUGUUUGUAAUAAAAGUUAAGAUUGGAA
Molecule: messenger RNA, 774 nt
Organism: Cottoperca gobio
Lineage: Eukaryota; Metazoa; Chordata; Actinopteri; Perciformes; Bovichtidae
Gene: spcs3
Product: signal peptidase complex subunit 3
Exons: 5
Coding region: 147-689 (180 amino acids)
Biological process (GO): protein targeting to ER
Cellular component (GO): signal peptidase complex; membrane
Source: RefSeq, a predicted model, not a curated record